This is a messenger RNA of Cuscuta europaea, 1320 nucleotides long. The record is from the annotation of a GenBank genome assembly. NCBI's taxonomy places the organism in Eukaryota, Viridiplantae, Streptophyta, Magnoliopsida, Solanales, Convolvulaceae.
AGAGAAUGGAGUGAUGACAGAAGAUUUUGUCAUAUUCUGGUGAAGGCCACCUGCAAGUCUGCAACACCAACAUGUUCCUUCAUUUUGCAGAUUGAGAAUUCACUUCUUUAAUCCAUGCUUUGUACAUUCAAACUCAAACCUCUUUUAGUUUGACUAUGCAUUCUACCUCUGUUACUCCAUGGCAGAAUUGCCGCUACUGUCCAAUUCCCAGCGGGUUUACCUCUCCCCAUUCUCUUCUUAUCCCUAAGAAAACCAUCCGCCUCACUCUACGCUCAGCCGCCUCAGCCGCCACGCACAGCUGCAGUACGGAGCGCGUAAAGCAAAAUCAGCCAAGUAAUUCUGAAGACCCCGUUCGAGAAAACCCGGUGGCUUAUCAAGAUUACAGCUUUUCCGUCAAUGAGAAAGAUAUACAUCUGGAAGAGGACGAUAGAGAACCCGAGAGGGGAUUCACGAAUUCUUUGGUCGCUUUAGUAAAGGUGUGGUGGGCAGCCAUAAAAGCUGCAUUGGGGCAGAGGAUUAACGUGGAGGGUGUUAUUUCUUCUCUGGGAAUUUUCGCUAAAGACAAGUAUUUGGUGAUCCCGCAUAUUGCUGUGCCUGAUAUAAGGUACAUUGAUUGGGCUGAGCUCAGGCGAAGGGGCUUUGAAGGGGUCGUCUUUGAUAAGGACAACACCAUCACUGCUCCUUACUCGUUGCGCUUGUGGACGCCUCUGGGAUCGUCCAUAGAGCAGUGUAAAGCUCUGUUUGACAACAACAUUGCGGUUUUCAGUAACUCUGCAGGACUAUUAGAGUAUGAUGCCGAAUAUAGAAACGCAAAGAUCCUUGAGCGUGCUAUUGGAAUUAAAGUAAUCAGACAUAAGGUGAAGAAGCCUGCUGGAACAGCGGAAGAAAUUGAAAGGCAGUUUGGUUGUGAAUCCUCAAAACUUAUUAUGGUAGGUGAUCGGCCUUUCACAGACAUUGUUUAUGGAAACAAAAAUGGUUUCCUAACUAUUUUGACUGAGCCAUUGAGUCUUGCUGAGGAACCUUUCAUUGUAAAGCAGGUCAGGGUAAUUGAAAGGGCCAUUGUGUAUCGGUGGUCGGUGAAAGGAGUGCAUCCAAUAAGUCAUAAACUCGUUUCUGACUGCAAGCAAUGUGUAAAAGACAAACCAACCUAGACAGCAGAAUGGUAGAAGUUCCGUUUAGAGGACAAUCAUCUAAUUAACAACUGUAACUUGCCCCCUUUUUGUCUCUAUUGGUAGUCUGUAUAGGCUGAAAAGGCAUGAAAGCAUUUCUUCGGUUCAGAACUCAAAGAAUUGCAAUGAAAUGAAUAUGAAUGAAUUGCUC